AUGAUCGCGGCAAAUGUUCCACAUCUCCCAGACGGGGACUCUCCCGACCUCAUUCUCGUUCCCGCAACGCCCGAGGAACGGAUCGCCUCGAUCAAGCUCAACAGUAUCGCCUGGAAGGGCCCAUUGGAUUUGGAAACAUACAUCACCCGUGAGGAUCACCUCCACAACCACCAGCUGGUUCGGGAUGGAGUGACCUGCUGGAUCUUGGUGGACGGCUCCGAGCCCGAGGGCGACCGCACCAUUCUCAGCUCCUGUGAGACCUAUCCCAAAAAGGCCCUGCUGGCUCACAAGGGCCAGGUGGAAGAAGUUUCUACCCACGGCAUCGGGAGUGUCUACUGCCGGCCUGAAUUCCGGGGCAAAGGGUACGCCAAGCGCAUGAUGGAGGAGCUGAGCCGGAAACUCGACACGUGGAAGAUGGAACAGCAGCCACGAGGCCGGACCUUGUUCACAAUUCUGUUCUCGGAUAUUGGGAAGAAAUUCUACGCACAGUUCGGGUGGGAGCCGUAUGCCUCCGCACACAUGGUCCUUCCGGCCCGGGCAAAGGAUGACGUGGAGGAGAAAUCGAAUGGGACGAGUGAGCACCAGGUGACGCGAGACUUGCUCGCCGAGGAUGUGAAACAGACCAUGUGCAACGACACCGUCCUAUCUACUCUGCGUGAAGAGAUGCAACGGGCAUCUCAACAGUCACAGGCCGCGCAGGUGGCGAUUCUACCGGAUUUCGACCACUAUUCAUGGCACUGGGCCCGUGAAGAAUUCUUUGUGCGGGAGCUCUACUCUGACCGAUCGCCGCCCCUGGUCAAGGGCGCGGGAAAUGACGCCGCACAAGUUUACUGCACGUGGAACCGGAACUUUGGAGAUACACCGGAGAGCAGUGUGCUCUAUAUCCUGCGAUGGGUCUACAACAAGCCCACGUCGGCGGACGAAGAGCAAGGCUUGAUUCGAGCCAUGGUGGGCAUCUUACGGCGCGCGCAACAAGAGGCCAAGGAAUGGGACUUGAGCACCGUCGAAUUCUGGAACCCGGAUCCGAUCUUGCAAAAGGCCGUGCAGGUGCUGGACCCGGAUGUGCAGGUCGAGCACCGCGAGAAGAGCAGCAUCCCAUGCCUUCGUUGGACGGGAGAUCAACACGGAUUGGGCCAGGACGUAGAAUGGGUGUUGAAUGAGAAGUAUGCCUGGUGCUAA
Molecule: messenger RNA, 1179 nt
Organism: Penicillium oxalicum
Lineage: Eukaryota; Fungi; Ascomycota; Eurotiomycetes; Eurotiales; Aspergillaceae
Exons: 1
Coding region: 1-1179 (392 amino acids)
Molecular function (GO): acyltransferase activity, transferring groups other than amino-acyl groups
Source: RefSeq, a predicted model, not a curated record